AUGCAGCAGCUCGCACUCAGUGAUGCCUUCCCCAGCCCGCACCAGUGGAGGCCAGCGCAACAGCAGCAUCAAUCAACGAGAUUUAGAGAGAAAAAAUCAACCUGCAGAAAAGGAGCACACGAACCUUUGGCACGGAGCCGCGGCGACCGAAUCCAGAUGCAGGAGGUCGACCUCCGGGUUGACUGCGCCGCCGGGUGCGGCAUCGCCGAGAUCAUUCCGCGCCGAGGUUGCCCUGCAGCGCGAGACGGGGAAGAGCGGGGCGGCGGCAGCACGGCCACGGCGCCGACACGGGGUCAGUCGGGACAGGGCAACAAGUCGGUUCUGCUCCAGAUGCGGGAGGUCGACCUCCGCGUCGACUGCGCCGCCGGGUGCACCACCGCCGAGGUCUCCAUGCCACGGCGCCGGCGUGGGAUGAUCCGGGGCAGGGCAGGGCGGGCGCUAGGACGAGGGCUACGGGAUUUGGAGCGGAGGACUGAUUGUGGAGCCAGACAUGGGGGAGCAAGGGAGGGAGACCGGGGAAACCACGUGCACCCCCAACGGCGAGAUUAG
Molecule: messenger RNA, 549 nt
Organism: Miscanthus lutarioriparius
Lineage: Eukaryota; Viridiplantae; Streptophyta; Magnoliopsida; Poales; Poaceae
Source: the annotation of a GenBank genome assembly